Messenger RNA from Neurospora hispaniola, 1686 nucleotides. Its product is annotated as thiolase-like protein. Gene Ontology annotation, biological process: polyketide biosynthetic process. The coding region runs from base 174 to 1511 and encodes 445 amino acids. The record is from RefSeq and is a predicted model, not a curated record. Gene Ontology annotation, molecular function: acyltransferase activity, transferring groups other than amino-acyl groups. The transcript is spliced from 2 exons. Lineage: Eukaryota; Fungi; Ascomycota; Sordariomycetes; Sordariales; Sordariaceae.
GCCGUCACAUAGAUAAACAGUCUUGCGCCCAGUUCCUAGCCACCAACCUACAACAACAAAGAGAAGACUCCAAGAAACUAAAUCACAAAAUUAGUUGAUUCCCAAUACUAGAGAAGACACCUAUUGGACAACCACGGCUCUUUCUCUCCAACAAUUCAUCCAAAUCACCAACAAUGGCUGCUUCAACUGCUGCCGGGGAGCUGGGGCUCUCCAUCACGGGCUUGGGAGUCCAGUAUCCUCCAUACAGCCUUGGUCCAGACGCUAUCGACAUUCUCAGCAAGAGAUACCACCCAGAGUCCCCAGCCAUGAAGAAGGUCCUCGCCAUCAACCGAUACACGGGCAUUGAUCAUCGCUCCUCGAUAGGUAACCCUGACCACCCGCUCGUGAACAAAGCCAACCCACCUACCGUCAAUGAACUUCAUGAGGUCUUCAUGUCCGAUGGCGUUCCUCUCGCUGUAGAAGCCUCGCGAAAGGCUAUGGCCGAAGCGCGGGUAGUGCCGGCUCAGAUCACACACAUGGUCUCGACGACAUGCACCGACUCGGCCAACCCGGGCUACGACCACUUCGUCGCAAAAGAGCUCGGUCUCAGUGACCGCCUGGAGAAGGUCCUCCUCCACGGUAUCGGCUGCAGUGGUGGUCUCGCCGCCCUUCGCACAGCGGCGAGUCUUUGCCUAGGCCACACAGCGCGCGGUAAGCCAGCCCGGAUUCUGGUCCUCGCGCUUGAAGUCUCCACGACCAUGGUCCGCAGCGAGCUAGAAAGCAUCAACGCAUUGCAAGAAACUCGCAUUGGCAUCGCCUUGUUCAGCGACUGCGCUAGCGCCGUGAUCCUGUCCAACGGCAUCGGCGAGGCACCGGGCAAGCCCGCGAUCUACGACCUCUUGGGUUGGGAAAACCGCGUGAUCCCGGACUCCGAACACGACCUCGGCUUCGACGUCGACCCAAUGGGGUGGAAAGUCGUCUUGUCUCCCCGAGUCCCAGUACUAGCCAAAGCCUCCCUCCAACCAACCUACGCCGACCUCCUAUCCUCUCUCAAAGACCAACUCCCUUCGUCCUACCAGAAACCUGCCGAUUUCGACUGGGCAAUGCACCCCGGCGGCGCCACCAUCCUGUCCGGCGCCGAAAGCGCCAUGGGUCUGACACCAGAGCACAUGCGCGCCUCUUACGACAGAUAUAUCAACCACGGCAACUCGAGCUCCGCAACCAUCUUCAGCGUUCUCAACCGGCUCAGGGAAAAGGACAUGGAUGCUCUGGCCCCCGGCGGCAAAGUAAAGGAGUAUGUCGUCGGUUGCGCGUUUGGACCAGGGAUCAACGUUGAGAUGUGUAUGUUGAAGCGGAGAAUGAACGCCCCAGCAAGGACGACGACGGGUUUGGAUACCCCGCCGGAGACGGAUGAUAGCGAGGGGCCGGGGCCGGGGUCGAGUGCGGGAAGCGACGAUGGGGAGUCGAUAGAGGGGGGCGAGAAGGAGGAGAAGUUUAUUAGCGAGGCGUUGGACAACGUUGAACUGGACUGAGAUGGAUGGAUCACACGAUGGGGGGGUAUGAACGGUUUUCGUUUGUUUUUAGCAAGCAGGCUAUGUCAGUAAGCAGGCGGGUGUUUAGAACUGGGUCGUCUUGAUGUAGUUCUUUCUUUCUUCUUCUUCGAUACCUUGAUGGUUUCAGAGGUUAUGGUCGGGCCGGCAUUGCUCU